GGGAGAGAAAGAUGGCGGCCGUGGCCGACGUUCCGGCCUUUGCCGUCGUCUGCUCGUUCUUGCGCCGCUACUCGGCGGCUCUCGACCUCCCCGCGCUCUCCUUCCCGCAGCUCGAGGAGGCGCUGCUCGAGCGCGGCGCCGUCCCCCAGGUGCUGGUGGAGCUGCAUGUGAAGCUGCUGCGGAAGUUGGGUCGCACCGUGAGCUACGAACGAUGGGAGAAGCACCUCGUCCGCAUUUGCCAAGAUCACAACUUGACGUGGGCCUGGGAGCUGGAGACUCUGGGCUACCCCAAGCUCAAUCCCAGCUACAAGCUCGUCAUCCUCAAGCACCUGUGCGAGAGCCAGUUUGACGACAACGUCAAGUUCAAGAACGUGGUGAACGAGGAGGAUGAGGACGCGAUGAGGCUGCAGCCCAUCGGGCGCGACCGCGACGGCCUCGCCUACUGGCUGCAGCUCGACGACGACUUCAACGUGCGCCUCUACACGGAGGAGCAGGAUGACGAGGCCUCCUGGAGACUCGUCUCCCGGGACCGCGGUCAACUGGCCGAGGUGGUGCAGCUGCUCAAGGCUCAGGUGGAGGUGGACGACAGAGGCUGCGGCGAAUCUGGUGACAGCCCCCUCGCCGCGCCCGGCCAGGAGGCCUCGGCAUCCUUGUCCGGCUCGGCCGGAUCCGGAUCGCCGUGCGCCGAGGAUCCGGCGAGCGCGGAGAUCGCCGACUCGGAGCGGCGGCAGCAAUCGCAGACGGACGCAGAGACGCCCGUCACAGAUGCGUGUGGACCGAAAGCCGAGGUUGAUGGUUCGCACGAGCAACCCUGCUCCCCAGACGACGAUCGUCGGGUGAAGGAGCAGCAGCAGCAGCAGGAGGAUCAGCAGCAACAGAGGCAAGAGAAGCAAGAGAAUCGACAGCAGCAGCGAGAGAAGCAAGAGAAUCAGCAGCAAGAACAGAAGCAAGAGAAUCAGCAGCAGCACGAUUCGUCUCAAGAGCAGAGGCAAGGGGCCAUCGAGAGGCUUUGCGGAGUCCAGGGGGCCGCUGGCCGGGGGGUUGGAGGUGGCGAGGUGGUGAAGGCCGAGCCAGGGGACGAGCGGCACUGUGGAGAGUCCCCGCAGGAGUCAGCCGCUCUCUCCGGGAAGGCAGAAGAGGGCGCGGCGGCGGCGGCGACGAAGAAGGAAUCAGGUGACGACCGAGCGCAUCUCCCCGACCUCGUCAAGCGAGCAAGACCGCUCCGGUCGCCGUCAAACUCGAAGCUGCCGUCGCCGAAAAUGACGAACACAACGAGAAAUUCCACGCCGACGUCACUGGCGCGACGAGGCCGGAGAACGACGACAGCGGCGUCGGUGUCAAAAGCGAGCGGCAGCAGCGCGAGGAGAAGCAGGCGAAGUUGCCAAUGAA
Molecule: messenger RNA, 1389 nt
Organism: Lethenteron reissneri (Far Eastern brook lamprey)
Lineage: Eukaryota; Metazoa; Chordata; Hyperoartia; Petromyzontiformes; Petromyzontidae
Product: remodeling and spacing factor 1-like
Biological process (GO): negative regulation of DNA-templated transcription
Cellular component (GO): RSF complex
Molecular function (GO): histone binding
Source: RefSeq, a predicted model, not a curated record